Messenger RNA from Racocetra persica, 1121 nucleotides. The record is from the annotation of a GenBank genome assembly. Lineage: Eukaryota; Fungi; Glomeromycota; Glomeromycetes; Diversisporales; Gigasporaceae.
CAGACUAUGCACACACAUUGGGUUGGAGUGAUCUUAUUCAAAAAGAUGUUUAUGAUCGUAUGAUGGAACAUCAAGCUAAGCAUAAUAUACAUAAAUUGCAAUUUGAACAGAAUGUGAACGAUAUUGUAAAAAUUUUAAGCCAAGAGAUUUGGAAUUUAAAUUUAAAACCAAAUGAUUUAAUUCUUUCGGGGAUUCUAGAUACUGAAGAAAUUAGGGAAAGAAAUCCUGAAUUUUUGCAUAUAUUGCAUGAUGCAAGUUUGCUAAAUAUUUUUGAAGAAAUGAUUCCAAGAUUACCGUUGCCAGGAAAACUAUCAAGUUUUAUUAGAAAGUACCUUAGUGGAAAAGAGAUGAGAAUCCCCAAUGAAUAUAAAUCUUUAUAUACUUCGACAAGAACCUUUAUUGAUUCAAUUCGUAGUAUAUGGAAAAAAAGAGAAUAUCAAAACAACUCACCAAGAAUCAAUGAAUCUACCUGGUCACAUUGUGCAAUAGAUGCAAUAAUGAAGUUUAUUGAAACUGAUAUGGAAGAAGAUCUUUUUAUUCGAUGGGAUCAUGCUGUAAGUCAUACAUCUGCCAAUAGAAAUAAUUCUGAUGGCGAUGGGCCUAUCAAGAAAGCUGAUUUUCAUGCCAUUGAAAAUCAAAUUAAGUUGGGAAAAUGUGGAAAAGACUCACUUGAAGACUUUCGUAGAUAUUACAGAAAAAACAAAGAACUUGCUGAGUUUAAAGAUAUUAAUGUUUUUUUGAUGCAUGCUCAUGAAACACUUAUUAAAUUUUCAAUUAUGGAUCAAAAAUUUUAUUCGUUAUUUCGAAUAAGAACUUUGGAAAAAUCACGUUUUCUUACAAAUGUAAUUCAACAUUUGCACAGGAUAGAUAAAGAUGACGAGGAAAGCAAUUGCAAGAAAGACGAUAGUUGUAGCGAGGAAGAAGAGGAAAGUUGUAAUGGAGAGGAAGAAGAGACUGAAGAUGAAUUUCAUAACCGUUUGGAUAAUAAAUCCAGGGAGAUUAGUAGUAAUAAAGAAGAGGAUAGUACAAAAGAAAGUAGCAGUGAUGAGGAAGAGGAUAGUGAAAAAAGAGAUAGCAGCGAAUUAAUAGUCAAGCCAAUUGAAACAUAUGAUACACCAUAA